UUAUAAAAAUUGUAUAUUUACAGACAAUAAGAAUAUGGCAACAAACUGGUGGAAAAUAAUGGUCUUGCAAAUAUUGCUAACUACUGUUAUCUGUUCAACUGGAUUGGAGAUUGGUGAUGAUUCAAAAUUGUCAAAUGAAAAUAUGAUUUCAUUAUUUAAACAGUUUUUAGAGGAUAUAAAUAAUCAACAUGCAGUUAAAGAAAAUGAUAAAGUAGAGAAAAUAAAAGAUUUUUAUCAACCAUUGGCAUUAACAUCAUUAAAUGGCAAAUAUUUUGACAAAUUCACAGAGAAUGAAUUAAAAAAUGAGGAGUUACAGCAAUCGAUAUUUGAUAACCUCCAAAAUAUAAAAAGUAUUGAUCAUUUUAACAAGAAAAGCGAUAAAACAAAUUUAUGUUAUUUUAAGAUUUGCAACAAAAAGAAAUCUGUAGAUGACUAUGACAAAUUCAUCCGUUAUGUGACAAAAAGAUAUUAUAAUCCACAACAGUUUUAAAUUAUCAAUUUUUGAUUUUAUUGGAAAAAAAUUAAUUUUAAGUAAAUGUAUUAUUCCAAUAAAA
Acyrthosiphon pisum (pea aphid) is the source of this 554-nucleotide messenger RNA. RefSeq lists its product as uncharacterized. Lineage: Eukaryota; Metazoa; Arthropoda; Insecta; Hemiptera; Aphididae. The transcript is spliced from 3 exons. The coding region runs from base 35 to 490 and encodes 151 amino acids. The record is from RefSeq and is a predicted model, not a curated record.